AUGAUUUCACCUGUGCUCUAUAAUCCAGUAAAUAUAUCAACAGCUGUGUUUUCUAGAACCCAUCUGGGCAUAUCCAAAGAUUUUCCAGCACAAGUGUGUGAUUCUUUCCACAACAAGUUCUAUUCAAGAAGCCGAGAAAAUGGGCAUAUCAAGAAACUGACAAAAGUGAAGGCCACACUGGCUCAAGCUCCAAAAGUAGAACCGGCUGCAACUGAUACAAAUUCAAGGCCACCGGAAAGGAAGCUGAGGAUUUUGGUGGCUGGUGGAGGUAUUGGCGGCCUGGUUUUCGCGUUGGGCGCGAAGAAGAAGGGGUUUGAUGUGUUGGUGUUUGAGAAGGAUUUGAGUGCCAUCAGAGGGGAGGGACAGUAUAGGGGUCCAAUUCAGAUACAGAGCAAUGCAUUGGCAACUUUGGAAGCUAUUGAUAUGGUUGUGGCUGAAGAAGUUAUGAGUGCCGGCUGCAUCACCGGUGACCGGAUUAAUGGCUUGGUUGAUGGUAUUUCUGGCAAUUGGUACAUCAAGUUUGAUACAUUCACUCCUGCAGCAGAACGGGGACUUCCAGUCACUAGAGUAAUUAGCCGCAUGACAUUGCAACAAAUCCUUGCUCGUGCGGUUGGAGAAGAUAUCAUCAUGAAUGAAAGCAAUGUAGUAAACUUCGAGGAUGAUGGCCAAAAGGUUACUGUGAUACUGGAGAAUGGACAGCGUUAUGAAGGCGAUGUUCUAGUUGGUGCUGAUGGAAUCAGGUCGAAGGUGAGGAGAAAUUUGUUUGGACCAACGGAAGCUAUAUACUCGGGCUACACUUGUUACACUGGAAUUGCAGAUUUUGUUCCUGCUGAUAUUGAGACUGUUGGGUAUCGAGUAUUUUUGGGACAUAAACAGUACUUUGUUUCUUCUGAUGUGGGUGGAGGAAAGAUGCAGUGGUAUGCAUUUUACAACGAACCAGCUGGUGGUGUAGAUGUUCUGCAGGGUAAAAAGGAAAGGUUGCUUAAAUUAUUUGAAGGUUGGUGUGAUAACGUAAUAGAUCUAUUGCUAACCACGGAUGAAGAUGCAAUUCUUCGACGUGACAUAUAUGAUAGGACACCAACUUUUACGUGGGGAAAGGGUCGUGUAACCUUGCUUGGAGAUUCAAUCCAUGCUAUGCAGCCCAACUUGGGUCAAGGGGGAUGUAUGGCCAUUGAGGAUAGCUAUCAAUUGGCACUGGAGCUGGACAAAGCUUGGAGGAAAAGUGUGGAGUCAGGAACCCACAUUGAUGUCAUUUCUUCUUUAAAGAGGUAUGAGAGCGCUCGAAGGCUACGAGUUGCAAUUAUUCAUGGACUAGCAAGGAUGGCUGCAAUUAUGGCAUCAACAUACAAAGCAUACCUGGGCGUGGGACUUGGUCCAUUAUCGUUCUUGACAAAUUUUAGGAUACCACAUCCUGGAAGAGUUGGUGGGAGAGUCUUUAUCGACGUCGGUAUGCCUUUAAUGCUAAAUUGGGUUCUUGGAGGUAACGGCUCAAACCUUGAAGGAAGAUUGUUGCAGUGCAGACUCUCAGACAAAGCCAACGAUCAAUUACGAAGAUGGUUUGCAGAUGAUGAUGCCCUGGAGCGCGCACUUAAUGCAGAUUGGUUUCUGUUUCCUAUGGGAAAUUCAACUGCUACAUCUGAAACAAUCUUCUUAAGCCGAGAUGAGAAGAAACCAUGCAUCAUCGGGAGCGUGUCACAUCCGAACUUUCCUGGAGUAUCAAUAGCUAUAUCAUCCCCUCAGGUCUCUAAGACGCAUGCUCGGAUAAGCUACAAAGAUGGAGCAUUUUUUGUAACUGACUUGAGAAGUGAACAUGGCACCUGGAUCACUGAUAAUGAGGGCAGGCGAUAUAGGGCGUCUCCCAACUUCCCUGUUCGUUUUCAUCCAUCCGAUGUAAUCGAAUUUGGUUCUGAUAAAAAGGCAGCUUUCCGUGUAAAGGCGAUGAAGUUUCCACCGAAGUCUACCAACGCGAAGACAGACAAUGAAGUUCUUCAGACUGUAUGA
Molecule: messenger RNA, 2001 nt
Organism: Fraxinus pennsylvanica
Lineage: Eukaryota; Viridiplantae; Streptophyta; Magnoliopsida; Lamiales; Oleaceae
Source: the annotation of a GenBank genome assembly